Messenger RNA from Chrysochloris asiatica (Cape golden mole), 408 nucleotides. It is a transcript of the gene MRPL41, whose product is annotated as mitochondrial ribosomal protein L41. Gene Ontology annotation, cellular component: mitochondrial large ribosomal subunit. Gene Ontology annotation, biological process: translation. Gene Ontology annotation, molecular function: structural constituent of ribosome. Lineage: Eukaryota; Metazoa; Chordata; Mammalia; Afrosoricida; Chrysochloridae. The record is from RefSeq and is a predicted model, not a curated record. The transcript has a single exon. The coding region runs from base 1 to 408 and encodes 135 amino acids.
AUGGGUGUCCUGACGGGAGUGACCCGCGCCCUGGUCCGGGGAGCGGACAGGAUGAGCAAGUGGACAAGCAAGCGCGGCCCUCGCACUUUCUACAAGAGCCGGGGCGCCAAGGCUACCGGUGUGCACGCCGCUGGCCGGAAGUUCGUGACCAUCAAAGAGAUGAUCCCGGAGUUUGUGGUCCCGGACCUGACCGGCUUCAAGCUGAAGCCCUACGUGAACUACCGUGCCCCCGCGGGAACCGACACCCCGCUAACGGCCAGGGAGCUCUUUCAGCAAGCAGUGGCCCCUGCGAUCGAGAGGGACUUAAAAGAAGGGACUUUUGACCCCGAGAACCUGGAAAAGUACGGUUUUGAGCCCACCCAGGAAGGCAAGCUCUUCCAGCUGUACCCCAAGAAUUUCCCGCGGUAG